Molecule: messenger RNA, 549 nt
Organism: Hibiscus syriacus
Lineage: Eukaryota; Viridiplantae; Streptophyta; Magnoliopsida; Malvales; Malvaceae
Product: UDP-glycosyltransferase 79B2-like
Exons: 1
Molecular function (GO): UDP-glycosyltransferase activity
Source: RefSeq, a predicted model, not a curated record
GUUGCAGAAGGUUGGGAUGAGUUCCAGGAAUUGGUCCUUGGGUUCGAGUCAUGUGGACUCCCAUUUUUGGUAGCUUUAAAGCCACCCAAAGGAUGCUCGACUGUUGAAGAAGCACUGCCUGAGGGGUUCCAAGAUAGGGUUAAAGGGAGAGGGUUGGUUUACGGUGAUUGGGUUCCACAAGAGCUGCCAUUGAACCACCCAAACAUUGGGUGUUUCGAGAACCACCGUAGUUAUGGAUCAAUGUGGGAAUUUCUGCUUAGUGACUGUCAGAUCGUGCAGAUUCCUGAAAAUUUUGAUCAAAUUCUGAAUACAAGGUUAUUGGUGAAUGAACUCAAGAUUGGCGUUGAAGUGGACAGAGGUAAAAACAGGCAGAUCUCAAAGGAGUCGUUGAGUGAAGCCAUCAAGAUGGUGAUGGACAAGAACAAUGAAACAGCUGAGAUGUUGAGGGCAAACCAUGCCAAGCUGAAGCAAACACUUUGUAGCAGAGAUCUUCAAGAAGAAUAUAUCAACAAUUUCGUUCAAGCUCUGCGAGAUCUUGUCAAAAAAUAG